Messenger RNA from Trichosurus vulpecula (common brushtail), 1755 nucleotides. It is a transcript of the gene TMED6, whose product is annotated as transmembrane p24 trafficking protein 6. Gene Ontology annotation, biological process: intracellular protein transport; endoplasmic reticulum to Golgi vesicle-mediated transport; Golgi organization. Lineage: Eukaryota; Metazoa; Chordata; Mammalia; Diprotodontia; Phalangeridae. The transcript has 4 exons. Gene Ontology annotation, cellular component: endoplasmic reticulum-Golgi intermediate compartment; COPII-coated ER to Golgi transport vesicle; Golgi apparatus. The record is from RefSeq and is a predicted model, not a curated record. The coding region runs from base 1005 to 1733 and encodes 242 amino acids.
UCCUAGCUUUCUGCCUCCCUUCUAAUCUUGGUUGCAUUGGCUUUGUGCAAAAACUUCAAUUUAAUGUAAGGUACUUUUGCUUUGACAGUGAAAUGCUGGAGUUUACAUGAGGGCUGGAGAAGGCUGACUAGUAUUCAAUAGGUGGCUGGAGCUGAGAAAUUAGCAGAUCAAAGCUAUAAACUGUGGUUUUAGGUAUCAGGAUAUGCAGGUAUGGGCAUUUAGCUUCUGGCUUUACACAUGGAAGCCUUUGGUAAGCAAUAUAGGCUUGGUAUCUCAUAUAACUGUCCACCCUAGCCAAUGAUAUUAAUACACAUGGAUUGUCUGGAUAUCAAGCAACUUGCCUUUAUAGCUGGUCUAAUUGGUAUUGCCUGUGGAGUUCUCUCAUUUUCUCUCUAGCAAUGGUGUAGGAGUAUGUUACAACAAUUUUCCCCCUCUGCCCCUGGGGAGCAAAAAGGGCAGAUUGCAUAUUCAGAAUCCAAGGUCCAGACAGGGCUCAACUCAUCUUUAGGUGUCUAACCCCUUUCUUUAACAGUUGAGAAACCUGGGAUCCAGGAAAGUUAAAGGAGCAGUUGGGAUAAAAACUGAGACUAGAACUCAUCUUUAAGCUAAGAGUGUUAAACAGAUGGUAAUAGAAAAAUAUAUAUAAGAAACUUAUUUGUUCAUUUAUUUAGGGAUUAUACUCUAAAUUUAUUCAUAGUCACCCAAGUAAGUUGAAAUAAAAAUUACAAUUUGCUAAAGAUGGAUGGCAGUAUGCUCUCUUUUUAGCCAAUAUCCAGUACUUAAAACCAUUAGUUUUUUUCUGAAACUAGAAAGAGCUGUAAGCCAGUCACUUUAAAUGUCCCGUACUUAAGAGGCAAUAUACGUAACCCAAGGUCCUUUGAUGUGUGGGGAACUACAAUUGGCAGAGAAGGGAUGAGUGGAGUUAAUUAUUACCCCAACAGUAGUCAAAACUGAUUGUCCCUGCUGUACUCCAAGCAAAGCUUCUGGAUUCUGGAGGAAGCAGCAUGUCUCCUUCUCUCUUUGUGGUUGUAGUAGCAUACCUGAAUCUGGUGCUGUUGGCCAGAGGACAGAAGACAGAGCCCUUAAGUGGCCUCAGUGACCAAACGCUUUUCCGUGGAGCAGAUCGCUAUGAUUUUGCCAUCAUGGUCUCCCCAGCAGGAACAGAAUGCUUCUGGCAGUUUGCCCACCAAAGUGGAUACUUUUACUUCAGUUAUGAGGUUCAGCGGACAAUGGGACUUUUACAAGGCCGCCAUAUUAUAGCCACUGCAUAUACUCCAGAAGGUUUUCUCAUUGAUAAAUCCCAGGAUAUACGAGGCCAGAUCAACUUUUCUACCAAAGAGACAGGUUUUUACCAGCUUUGUCUGAACAAUCGACACAACCAUUUUGGUUCUGUCCAAGUGUAUCUCAAUUUUGGAGUCUUUUAUGAGGGAGCUGACAUGGCAAAUAAUCAGAAGAAUGAGGAGAGACAGAAACUGAACGAUACCUUGGAUGCCAUUGAGGAAAGUACACGAAAGGUCCAGAGGAAUGUCUUUCACAUGUGGAGGUACUACAAUUUUGCCCGCAUGAGGAAAGGGUCUGACUUUUUCAUUCUCCAAUCAAACUAUAACUAUGUGAACUGGUGGUCAACAGCCCAGAGUUUAGUUAUUGUCCUUUCUGGGAUCCUGCAGUUGUAUUUCCUGAAGCGUCUCUUCAAUGCCCCCCAGGUCACAGACACGAAUAAGCCAAGAUGUUAAAGGCAAGACUAGAUACCAAGUU